GUGGAAUCCCGGACUCGCAUCGCCCACUUCUGAUUCCAAGAAUUUUCGAAGCUAAAUAUAGACACGUCGAUGCUGACAAAAUGUACUUUACCGAUGGGUCUCUAAUUGAGGAAUCAACGGGAUUCGGAGUGUUCAACGAAACAACUAGCGCCUCUUAUAACCUCCAGUCUCCAUGCUCUGUGUAUAUAGCAGAGUUAGCUGCUAUUCACUGGGCCUUGGACAGCAUCGCCUCACGGCCUGUUGGGCACUACUACAUUGUAACGGAUAGUCUAAGCUCAGUUGACGCAAUACGAUCAAUACGACCGGGAAAGCACUCGCCGUUCUUCCUAGAGAAGAUACGGGAUACUUUGAGUGCUUUAACAAGACGUCGCUUUCCCAUUACCUUUGUUUGGGUUCCCUCUCAUUGCUCGAUAGUGGGCAAUGAGAAGGCAGACUCUCUGGCAAAGGUGGGGGCGACGGAAGGCGACACGUAUCCACGUGAAAUCGUCUUCAACGAAUUCUACUUCUUGGUACGAGGGAACUCUCUUGUCAACUGGCAGCGCAAAUGGGACGAGGAUGAGGAUGGUCGGUGGCUCCACUCGAUUAUCCCAAAGACGCGGUACUCUAUCGUUUUGACAUUGCUGGCAGCAAUUUGUGUAGUUGCGGCCAAGGUUACCAUGACAUCGAGCAUAUUGUUUGGUCGUGUGAGGUCCAUCUUGUCGCCAGAACGAAUUUAAUAGACUCCCUUAGGGCCCGAG
This is a messenger RNA of Uranotaenia lowii, 737 nucleotides long. RefSeq lists its product as uncharacterized. Gene Ontology annotation, molecular function: RNA-DNA hybrid ribonuclease activity; nucleic acid binding. NCBI's taxonomy places the organism in Eukaryota, Metazoa, Arthropoda, Insecta, Diptera, Culicidae. The coding region runs from base 81 to 716 and encodes 211 amino acids. The record is from RefSeq and is a predicted model, not a curated record. The transcript has 2 exons.